This is a messenger RNA of Paralichthys olivaceus (Japanese flounder), 1445 nucleotides long. It is a transcript of the gene rgn, whose product is annotated as regucalcin. Gene Ontology annotation, biological process: L-ascorbic acid biosynthetic process. Gene Ontology annotation, molecular function: enzyme regulator activity; gluconolactonase activity; calcium ion binding. NCBI's taxonomy places the organism in Eukaryota, Metazoa, Chordata, Actinopteri, Pleuronectiformes, Paralichthyidae. The record is from RefSeq and is a predicted model, not a curated record.
UUUCUCGGAACAAUUCACCAUGAAUUAUAAAUGUAUAUAUUUAUAACUGUUUGUAAUUAAACCUUUAUGUUUAUGUCACUGUGUGACGUCAGUGUGGGUGUGGCGUUAGGAGGAGGCGGAGCGGAGCUACGGGUCAAAGUUUCAACAGCACGAGACCUUUGUCGUUUUUCACUCAGACUGACUGAAACUUCCGCGGAUUCACAGAAACGUUAUCUACACGAUCCUGAUUGGUCCAGACCAAUAGGUGAGAAGGAUGUCUUCAGUACAGGUGGAGUGUGUAGUGAAAUCCAGCGCCCUGAUUGGUGAAGGACCAGUGUGGGAGGAGUCAGAGCAGAUGCUGCUGUUUGUUGACAUUGCUGGAAAGAAGAUUCACCGCUGGAGUCCAAGAACCAAUCAGAUCCAGUCUGUGGAGACCGGUGACACAGUGAGCUUUGCCGUCCCUCGGAGGUCCGGUGGUUAUGUAGCAGGUGUGGGUCGCAGCAUCGUGGCUGUUGAUUGGUCGACUGAAGCGAUGACAUCACUGGUGGAGGUGGAUGAGGACAAACCAAACAAUAGACUGAACGACGGGAAGGUGGACGUGAUUGGUCGACUGUUGGCAGGUACAAUGGGGACAGAGCAGCGACCUGCGGAGGUUCAGAGACGACAGGGGGCGCUGUUCUCCGUGACGUCAGACCUCAGAGUGACAUCACAACUGAGCCAGGUGGACAUAUCUAAUGGAAUGGACUGGUCUUUGGAUCACAAGACAUUUUUCUAUAUUGACUCUUUGUCUCUGACGGUCGAUGCCUUCGAUUACGACUUGAACACUGGUCGCCUAGGUAACCGUCGUAUGGUAUACUCUAUGCAGGAGGGGGAGGGGCUCCCUGACGGGAUGACGGUUGAUGCAGAAGGUCGUCUCUGGGUCGCCUGUUACAACGGAGGAAGAGUCAUCAACAUCGAUCCUGCUACUGGUGUGCGGCUGAAGACCGUCUCUCUCCCAGUGAUGAAGAUCACUUCCUGUUGUUUUGGAGGUCCAGAUUACUCUGACCUCUAUGUGACCUCAGCUAGUCUUGGCCUCGACCAAUCAGAGAGCAGACAGCAGCCACUGGCCGGACACACCUUCAGGGUGAGAGGACUUGGGGUCAAAGGUCGACCUUCAAACGCAUUCUCAGGAUGAUACUCAAGCAAAUCAUAUCACAGAUAAUCGACAGGAAGUGUCUCAUCAAUCAAUGUGCUGAUCAAUAAUCUAUAACCUCACAAAUUAAUUGAUAUGAGUUAACAUUGUGGAAUUCAGUGUGAGGAAAACUUUUUAACAAAUACUUUUAUAUAAAGUUUGUACAAAGAAAUGGUGUAGACUGACAGCCAAUGAGAAAAAAGCAGACUGACUUCAACGUUCAACAGCUAAUCAGAGUCAACUUCACAUUUCCUGUAAAAAUGAAAAUAAAAGUGACAUAUUGAUGUUGAACAUA